This is a messenger RNA of Paramisgurnus dabryanus, 1102 nucleotides long. Its product is annotated as dehydrogenase/reductase SDR family member 4-like. Lineage: Eukaryota; Metazoa; Chordata; Actinopteri; Cypriniformes; Cobitidae. The record is from RefSeq and is a predicted model, not a curated record. Gene Ontology annotation, molecular function: carbonyl reductase (NADPH) activity.
AAAUCCGCUACUCGGUAAGUAAAAAGUUUGACGCGAGCUUAUAUAUUCGAAACAGGUUUGAAUCUUUGAUCAACGUUUUGAUCGCGACCAACAACUGGCAUCAGGAGAGCAGAGCAUACGGUAUCUACACACUUCACAGGCAAUGUUGAAAGCGGUAACCAUGUCUCUGUGGUUCAAAUCUGUUGCUGGUAUAAGAAUGAUGUCCCACCACAGCCCCCUAUCAGGAAAGGUUGCUAUUGUAACUGGAUCAACUGAUGGGAUUGGGCUUGCGGCUGCAGAGGCCUUGGGUCAGAGAGGAGCACAUGUUGUUGUGAGCAGUCGACAACAGACCAAUGUUGACAAGGCUGUAUCAAUUUUGCGCAGUAAAAAUAUAAAAGUAACAGGAACCACAUGUGAUGUAGGAAACGCAGAAGACAGAGAGAAGCUCAUUAACGUGACAGUUGAGCAGUGUGGUGGUGUGGACAUCCUGGUGGCUAAUGCAGCAAUGAUCCAAUUUAUUGGGAACAUAUUAGACUCCACAGAGGAUGUCUGGGACAAAAUAUUUGGAGUGAAUGUAAAAAGUCAAUUUCUACUGACCAAACUAGUCGUUCCUUACAUGGAGAAAAGAGGAGGUGGGUCAGUUGUGUUUGUGUCUUCAGUAGCAGGGUACAUGCCACUACAAGGCCUGGGCCUUUACAGUGUGAGUAAGACAGCUCUGAUUGGUUUAACUCGAGCACUUGCUCCUGAUCUUGCCCACAGUAAUAUCCGGGUGAACUCUGUUGCCCCUGGCCUCAUCAAGACACCUUUCAGCUCUAUGCUGUGGGGGAAUGAAAAUGUGCUGGAAGAAUUACUAAAGCAGAUAAGCAUGAAAAGAGUUGGGAAACCAGAGGAGAUAGGUGGUGUGAUUGCAUUCCUGUGCACGGAUGAAGCCUCAUAUAUCACAGGAGAGACCUUUACUGCAUCCGGAGGCAUCAACUGCAGACUUUGAGUGCCAGUGGUUGCUGUUCUCAUAUACAGUGUACUGAUGCAGCAGAGUUAUGGGGAUUAUUUUUGUAUUGGAUAUAUAUAUGCUUUAGCUCUCAAAGUGGCGAAUCGAUUGACUUGCAUGACGGAGCGCUGGGGU